AUGGUCGAGAGCGCAGCCUUGGAGGUUCUCCAGAGCGUUCGUGUUCGGGAAAAGUGGAUGACCGAGCUACGUCGACGCCAUGCCGGGCACCCGGCGCCAAUUGGAGGCGGCGACCUGUGUCUGCUCUAUCGCGCCUCCACGAUCGAUGUCAUAGAGCGCAUCAUGACGUGGCGCUCCCGCAGUGGAUCACCUUUUCUCGUACAUGCGGAUACCGGCGGGCGCAACUACCUCUUGCUUCUCGUCUCCGAUUUCGACGACGUCGCAACACAGUUGCACAAAUCGCAGCGCGAUCCAUUCCUUCUCGGGGCGCCGCUCGAGACCGUCGACACGACCGGUGACUGCCGUCUGGAUCCUGCCAUCACCGUGCUGCGCACAGAGGAAGGUCUCUACGGCCGGUGGCAUCCUCCAGCGUUCUACACGAUACCGGCACCGGUAUCCAUCAAGAAACGCCGACCUAGCAACAACAGCUCCAUUUACGACCAAGAAGCCGACGUCCAGGAUGACCUCCAGUCGGUGCUUCCAUCGGCACUCAUGUACUACGAGCAACGCCUUGGAGGUUUCGAGGCAGAGGUGGCGUGGAUCGAGCGAUGUCAGACGAACGAAACAACUACAGCAAAUGCUCACUGGCAACGGGCGGCGCAGUUGCGACAGUCGGCGCUCCUUCAUUGUGGCCACGAAAUGACGCGCUUGCGGGCGACGUUGGCAGACGCUAUGAUCGCGCGGUCUGACCUUGAGAAGUCCAUGCAUAAAUGCGACACGAUCUUGUCGUCCAUCGCGACGGAAAAGAAACGUAUCCAGCACGACCGCCAGGCGAGGAAGAAGGUGUUAGUGGACCCUAUACAACUCCGGAAGGCCACACGAAAACGGCACGCUGUUAUCAAGGGAUCACGCAAGUCGUCGAUGGAAGCAAGACCGACACCUGAUCCCGACACAGACCUGCCACCCACACUCAAGCCUGCCGCGACGCUUGGGUGCGUGACACCACCGACAUCUACUAUUACUGCCACUGCCCUGGCCACUGCCCUGGUCACUGCCCGUGUGCCCAACGCACUCGACGCACUUGUCCCCGAGACUCUUACUACCAGUGCUGUGUCGGCAGUGCGACCGCGAGUCGUCCGUCACUUGCCGCCCGGCGCGUUGCCUCUUUACACAUUGCACGACGUUGCCAUCCAAGACCGCGUUUGCGUGCUGCGCGUCUUUUUGAAGCCUCCGCAGCAGUACCUGCCCCGUGGGUUUGUCUUCCACGCCGUCGCUUCCGAUGCUCCGGACCUCUUCUUGUCGUGCCGCUUGACGCUGACGCAGUAUGACGUGCUCGGCUACGGUGCAACAGACCGUGGGCUUCUUGCAUUUUCCAUGUGGUUUUGCAUCGUUUAUGACCGGCGACAGCGGCGCUUUCGGCUCGUCUGGUCGGGCCCUUCGUGUCCACGACCGCUACGCUGCCGGGACACGGAUGCGACGGCAGUUUGCAUCCACAAACAAGGCGUUCGGUGGGAACGGCGUUAUGUCCUUGUACAGCUAUUUCACCGAACGGACUCGCCAACGACGCUGCACUGCGUCUUCGUGCACAUGGGCAGAUCGCACGAGGUUGUUGACGAGACAGCGUCCGAGCUAGGACCGUCGCUGCUCCACACGAUAGAGUACGACUCUGUGGGUGAUCUCAAGUGGCAGCACCGUCCACCGAUGCCUCGUCACGACCACCGACGACGAGUGUACACUGGAUCAGUGGUGGGCGAGACGCUUCACGUCUACACCACCUCCAACGCGACGUACUGUGUCGUGCGUGACGCCACUGGAGAGAGUUACACCUUAUUGGCCGAAGACUUCAAUCCGCUCCAGACCAUGGCACCUCCCCUGUCCGACUUUGGCAUCUUUUUCGACUCGGUGGCGACGUUUGACCACGGCAAGAUCGUCGUAAACCGGCGUCGGUGGUGGGCGUAUCUCUUCAAGUAUGUCCAACGCCUUGCCGUUGGUCGCUUCGGGGCCACUAUAAGUGGCAUCCUCUGCCUCGUUCAGUUGUCUCUUCUCCAGAGCAAGUCUGAGUUUCAGAGCUGGUUCCACUUUCGCGUUCUGCGACUUGACAACGGCGCGACUUCCGAACUGCUCGUACCGGUGGCGCAAUGGCUGACGUGUGCCUUGGCAGUGCAACUCUUUACACCGGACUGCGCAUCUUCGGUCUGUCCCAAUUGCAUUGCAGCGUCUCCCGUCCCUUUGGACCAGUCAGUGCUUGAUAUGGGCGUGCCACAGUCGCCGAACGAUGCACCAGCCAUUGCCAUCGAUGAUGGUCCGGUGUGUAGCGAGCCAAUCGACGAGGAAGACGUCCAAGAGCCCAGCUGCGAAGAGCCCACGGACCUCGUCUACUGUGAAGCGUGCCUCGAUCUCAUUCAAACCGUCGUCGUCGAUUCAUCGUCGGCGCGCGUGUGUUGCCGUCGACACGACCCUCCGGCUCGAACGCUCGUCUGCAUUAGCGAUAGUCUCGAUGACACGACCCGCACCGCCAUCGUGGCGCGGCUCGAGACUCUCAACUGUACAAGUCAUGGUGCCGUCACCGAGUUCGUUUCCACCGAUGACGACACCCAUUCGACUGUGGUGCUCUGCGCGCCUGCCGAUGUUGGCAUGACAUUUGCAUCGUUGCUGGCGCGUGUUGGUAACUGGACCGGCAUGGUCGUGGCCGUUGUUCCCCGCUAUAUUGCCCGAGACUCGAAGGAAGGCGACGACCGCAAGGAUGCUGAUUUAUACGCCCAGAUCAAAGACAUUGACGCUGCCAUCGACGAUGUGCGGUCUGCAUCGCCCGUGCCGCCGGAAACCGUUGGCUUCGACAUGUACUUGACUUCUGAGGCUCUCGUCAUGGAGGCAGCGCUGGCAUGCUGCCGCACGUCCACCCAGCGAACGUACAAGGUACCGCCAUCGGUCGUCGGUGCGUCGAGUUGGCCGUUCGCGGCGCGGUUUCUCAGUGAGCCGAGCAGUUUGUUCACCGAAAUGUCUCUGGACAUCGACUGGUUGACGCUGCCUUCGACGCUCGCCUCCGUCUUGCUCGCGUUUUAUCGGCACGAGGUGUGGCGGACCAUCGAUUCAUCGCUGCUGAAGCCUCCGUUCAAAGUUUUGUUCAAGGCCUUGAACAUGGGCAUGUGCUGGCUGCAAACAGUACAGGCCCGCGGUGGACUUUUGACAGAGCUGACGUCACAGCACCCCCGCUUGCGAAUUGUCCGAUUGUAGAUACUUCAGCCCUUCAGCGCCUG
Messenger RNA from Saprolegnia parasitica CBS 223.65, 3236 nucleotides. RefSeq lists its product as hypothetical. The coding region runs from base 1 to 3213 and encodes 1070 amino acids. The record is from RefSeq and is a predicted model, not a curated record. The transcript has 6 exons. Lineage: Eukaryota; Oomycota; Saprolegniomycetes; Saprolegniales; Saprolegniaceae.